Molecule: messenger RNA, 669 nt
Organism: Toxorhynchites rutilus septentrionalis
Lineage: Eukaryota; Metazoa; Arthropoda; Insecta; Diptera; Culicidae
Exons: 3
Coding region: 1-669 (222 amino acids)
Source: RefSeq, a predicted model, not a curated record
AUGAUUCAGAACGGUAAAGGUUUAAAUGACAAACAGCACCAACAGUCACGCGACAAAAAGACAGUAUGUGAUGUGAAACGUAAAAUUAAUACGUUGAGAAGCAAUUAUAGGAAGGAAUUAAAAAGAAUAGAGGACUCGAAAAGAUCAGGGACUGGAGCCGACGACGUAUAUUCACCAUCGUCGUGGGUUUUUCACGCAUUGCAAUUUCUAAGCAAAUUUGAGCAACCUGUUGACCUUGGGAACACACAAUCACGUUCAUCAAUAGUACCACCUCUUGAGCCUAUGCCCAAAAGAGCCAGGAAUAUCGGACCCAUUGCUCGACAAAAUGAUUUGUUGCUAAAAGCAUGUGCUUAUUUGGACGAUUCCUCCAGAAGCAAUGACCAAACAGAAAUCCCCGCUAUCGCCAAAGCUUGGGGUGAAAAGCUUCUACAAUUACGUCCCCAUCAACGACAUUUUGCAGAGAAAGCAAUUAAUGACAUUUUAUUUGAAGCCUGUCAGGGUACAUUACAUAGGAAUUCCGUAACAAUCAACGACGGAUUUUCAGGCCAAGGUUUGGUGGCUUCCUCACCAGUGAGCAGUGUGGACAAUACAUAUGAGACAUUACUCCAACAGCAAGAAUCCAAUUCCGGAAUUUAUGAUCCACUGGCACCCAACUCCAAUUCUGAAUAG